UUUAUUCACAAGGGGACAUUACACAGACACCGGUAAUUCCACUGUCAUGUUUUCCCUAGUCGUUAACCAACCGGCUUGGUACUAGUACAAAGUGCCACAAAUUCCAGGCGUGGCCUUAAUCAUGUGACGAGAAACAAAAAUAAGCAGUCACUUCUAUUGUCGAUAAAUGCACUGUGCCGAAAAAUGAAGUGUGCAAGAACGUGUAUUCUUAAACGCUGACAUGCUGUAAUCCUCAAAAAAAUCCGUAAGACAGGUUCGAAAGUUUUAACCGGUAUUUAGACAGUUGAUGUUUCCAGCUGUAUUUCAGUUACUGCUGAUUUCCACAUCUUUAGAAGACAAGAAUAAACCAUGAUGUCAGAAGAAGAGGAGCCGAUGCUCCCCUGUCUGUAUGACAACUGUCAAACGGCAUUAAAUGCUACUGCCGGACCGGUGGCUGUGGAUGAUGCCAAUGACAGCAUUCUUAUGUCGAGGGAAAGUCUGAGGAAGUUACUCGACUAUAGGACUUACACGCGUCGUUGGUUCGUCUUGCUGGUUGUAUGCUUGCUUAAUACUUCCAACGCACUGCUAUGGCUAAGUUUUGCUCCAGUGGCUGAUCAGAUAUCACAGUAUUUCCAUAUUUCACUGGAUAAGAUUAACUGGCUGUCACUAGUGUACCUCAUAGUUGGAGUGCCGUUUGGACUGUGCACAACGUGGAUGCUAGACUUUUGUGGACUUCGGACUUGUCUGAUCCUGAGUGCGUGGUUAAACAUGCUAGGAAGCAUUAUCCGCUUCUUCAGUGUCUUACUUGUUGACAGAAGUGAGGUGAUCACCUUUAUUUUACUGAUGAUUGGACAAACUCUCUGCGCACUGGCACAACCACUGGUGCUUUUUGCACCUACCAAAGUAGCAGCUUUGUGGUUCCCAGAAAAUCAAAGGACAACUGCAAAUAUGCUGGCUUCUGUGGCAAAUCCAUUUGGAAUAAUGUUAGCCAAUUUGCUUUCUCCAAUAAUUGUGACAGACAAAAGCUACAUUCCAUUAAUGCUGGGUAUUUAUUCUAUCCCUGCUACAUUGGCGUGUAUUUUGGCAACAGCUGGCAUUCGGGAAAAAGCACCCCCUACACCUCCAUCAGCCAGUGCACUUAGUUCUACCUCUGAACCUUUUUGGACAGGAAUGAAAAUGCUUUUCCAGAAUAGAGCAUAUGUACUCUUAAUGUGCUGCUUUGGAGUUGGAUGUGGUAUUUUUACCGCCUUUUCUACACUACUGGAGCAAAUUCUCUGUGUCAGAGGGCAUUCAAAUUUUUUUAUAGGUCUUUGUGGAGCAUUGUUUAUUGCAUUAGGCAUGGUUGGUGCUGCCUUGUUUGGAGUGUAUGUGGACAAAACGAAGAGAUUUAUGGAAGUCGUCAAGAUCAACUUCUGUUUGACUGCUUUAGCAAGCAUAGGAUUUGCACUGGUGUCUCGAAUGACAAGAUCAACAACUGCAGAAGGUUUAGUGGUAGUAGUUUGUGCACUUUUUGGCCUGUUUGGCAUUUCUAUCUACCCUGUCUGUAUGGAACUUGCAGUUGAAUGUUCUUAUCCAGUAGGAGAAGCAACAUCUGCAGGUCUUCUCUUUGUCUCUGGACAGGUCCAAGGUAUUGUGUUCAUUGUCUUGCUCCAAGUGUUAGCUAAACCACUCUCUGAAGUAGACUUCUCCAAGUGCCUGACUAGUCUGGACGCACCCAAGGACUGGAUGAUUUCAACACUGGUGAUGGCUGGCAUUUGCAGUGUGGGAGCCUGCAGCUUUGUUUUAUUUUUCCACACUCGUUACAAGAGAAUCCAUAAAGAAGAAGCUGGAAGCAGCCGUGGCACUGAUAGCUGAAAGCCUCAUAAGUAGGCAGUGAUGCACUGCUGGAUUUUCAAAAUGCACGUUCAUCGGCUGAAAGUCUUAACUUGACAGAAACACAUCUAGACAACCAGUGGAGUUCCAGCAAAUUCAUUCAGCUGUAAUGCUACAUUUACAACUCUUAACACAGCACUUUAUUUACGUUACAACUGCAAAUAACACCUUACUGACUGUAAUUUUUGGAUACAACUUGCAGCAACUACACAAAAAAAUUACAGAAACUAGUGGUAAAAAAAAAAAGAACUAUAUUUGACGGUAUUUUUCUAUUUAACAGAAAUGUUACAAAUAGAGCAGUAAAGUUGGUACAGGUCUGAUAAUAGAUGUAAACCAUGAAAGCACUACUGAUUAUUGGGAAUAAUGGAUACUGUUUUUCUACCUGGAAUGCAGGAUGUGAGAGGUGGUAAAUAUACAUAAGGCAUCAUAACAAAUCUUGCAUGGGAUCACCAUAUCAUUUAUAAUAUUUACAUCUAACCAUACUAACAGAAAAAUACACAGAUGAACAGGAAGAUCACAAUUAGAACAGUAUGCUUGUCAGUAUCACUGUCCGUGUGCAUCACCAUUCAUGACAAAUUACUAAACCACAUUUAAAGAUGUGGAACUCUGUGCUAGUCUCUCUCAUUUCCUGUAAUUUUUUCAGCAUUUAGUAUUAUCUUUUGAUUUUUCUGAAAUAUCUUUCUGAGUACAAACCACAGUUAACCAAAGGGGAAGGAUGUUGCUAACUUUUCUCCUGAACAAUAUGUUUCUGUGCUGUAUACACAGUAACAAACAAAUCAGUUAGUCUUACUUUUAUAUAAUGAAACCAGUCAACAUUUUGUUUAACCUCUGCCUGCCAGCAUUUUUAUUUAUUUAGUUUGUUUUGCUGCUUCUGUUUUUUUGAAUUUGUGCAGGUGGGAAACACCCCUACACUCCCCAAAUUUAAAUAUACCGACUCAGUGGUGUGGAGAAAAAAAAAGAAAACUCCACUGUUUUACUCAAAUUUCUUUGCUCGAUAAGCAGUUGCCCAGACUGUCAAUCGAUUGACACAUUCUCCACUCCCUUUUUACCAAAAAUUCUUUUCACAAUGACCUUCUUCCUACAUUUCUUUUGCCAUGUGAAGUUAGUGGUCACAUCAAAAGUGUACUUCCAGGCAUCUUAACUUUUGGUAGGUAUAUAUUUUUUUCUUUCAGUACUAUCAUAAAUUACUUCUUUUUUGUUUAUACUGAAUUGUCCUAAACUCCAACCCACAAUUCUGGCAUUUUGAUAGAACUUUUCUGAAAAUUUCCUAUUAGAAAUUGUUCUUGUGUAUCCCCUCCCACAGGCCUUGGCAUUUUGUCACUUUUCUCCACUUGAAUGUCAUUAGUAUUCUGCAAGUUCUAACACCUUUGACACCUCCUGCAGUGAUUUGUACUUAAAUGUUGUUAGUUCUCUGCUAGGUAUUAUCCAUACCUCUCAGUUGUCUAGAAUUUCACAAUUUGUGGCUUUCUGGUAAAUGAAUGAGAACUGUAGUCACUAAAUAAUGAUAGAUGUUUCAGUUUUCACACUUUGUGUCCUUCAGAAAAUGCAUGCUAAUGCAAAACCUGUUAUUCUAGCAAACUUUUUGUUUAAAUUUAUAAGAGCUAUAUUUAAAAACUUGUCCCUAAUAUUGGGCCUUUGUUCCCCGUUAUUACUUGCUUUGUCCUUCAUUCUUACACUAAGAGUUUGAGAGGCAUGUUUUUUUUGGGGGGGGGACUAGUUUUUCCAGUAGUGGUACUUUUCUAGUUUUUGCUCUGUUAAUAAUAAUAAUAAUAAUAAUAAUAAUAAUAAUAAUAAUAAUAAUGACGUUAUUUAUUGGGAAUUUUUUUUGUUUGUUUUUUGCUUGUGGUUGCUGUUUUUUGGCUUGCUGAUAUUUGACAAUUUUUGCAAUGAACAGAGUCUUCAAAAAAGUAAUCCCCCCUGCCCCCGGACAAACACACAGAAUAUCUGUAUUGCUUGGACGUGGCACAUAAUACUGCCAGCUAUGUGCUUUGUAUGUUAAUUAUUCUAAAUACUAUAAGAGAGAGAGAUUAAAAUUGAGUUGUAUUUGCUCUGUUUAACACAAACCUUUGCUGGGUGUGAAAUGCCUUAAAACUUUGGAGGUGAUGUCCUUUACCUCAGUUUUGUAGUCAAGUCCAUAUACAUUGAGGGAUGAGCCUGACUUAAGAGCAUUGGCUAGGGAGGCACACAUCUUCCUCUCUAGGUCCUCCAUUAAAAGGUGCAAGGGAGUUGUGUAUUUGGUUGAAAUGUAUUUUUGUCGAAUGGACACUUCAGGUGUUUAGAUGAACUGAUCUGCAGCAGAUUGUUAUUUUCUCAGCUGUUUUUAUGGUAUGUUCAAUUUGGCCACAGUUGUGAAACAUUGGAUUUGUUAAAUAUAAGUAAAGGUGAAGCCACUCAAGCAAACAGGGGCUAAUUGUGUCCAGAUUUCACUAAAUAUCUCCGUUGGAGGUUUCAGCUUUUUGUCCUUUAGCUACACUGCUCUCUGCACUGUUUCAUUUUAAGUGUCCUGCAUGUUCCUCCACGAGCACCUGUUUUGCUGCUGUGCUCAGACCUAAGAAUAUCCACAGAUAUUCUGUGUGAGCUUUUGGAGAACCCUCUUCUCUCUCAGCGGGACAGAGGGUCCUAAGAACCAAAUGUAGUGUCUAUCUACAGCUUCUGGCCACUGAUCUGUUCCCGCUCCUUCCUUAGACGCAUCACUUCCAAGGAAAGCUGAAGCAUGUGGUUGAGAUCCUUAUUUCAGAUAUUGAUGACCAGGAAUGUGGUCAUUCCCCCAUUACCCCCACAAUUACAUGUUUGCAAAAUAUGUGAAAUGAGGAGGCAUAGAGGGGGGACUGCCCACAAACCCUACAUACUCCCUGCAGGUUUGCCAAACCCACCAACCAUCAUCCUGGGUUAUCCUUCCUACUGAUAAAGUGGAAAAGCUGGCUACCUGUAUUGCAUAGGAUAAUCCUGGGCAUAGUCUUCUGACCAUUAAAGGAUUUGUUGGUUAAAGAACCUGAAGCUGGAUUCAGUUGUGGCUGCAGCUGCCUAAGGGCUCCUGUAUUCCAAAGUCUUGUUAUCCAUCCCUUAGCAGAGAAUCAAGGGCUGUGGAUAUUUUCAGGAAGUGUUUUUGCUUCAUCUAUGUCUGCACUAAAGGCUGUAAAACUAUGUCACACAUAACCAGGCUCUGCCUGAAACAGAAACUGCAGUCACAACAGAUGAUAUGAGUCUGUUUUGAAUGUCAGCUUAAGAAUGGCAUAUAGCUUGGCUAAAGGUUUAGCCAGGACAACAAGCACAAGCAUUGCCAGUAGCUGCUACACCUAGCUCUUGUUAAUGGAAUUUGCAGAGGAUACAGUAGUGCUGUUUGUCAAUUUACCUUUAAAUGGAUCUACCCUUUUAGACUUUCUUUUUGUAAACGCCUGGAAAACAUGGAAAAGGAAGCUAAAAUCUUAACCACUGGAGUCAAAUUUGUCAAAUUUCAGACCCCACAAUGCAUCUUCCAAAGGAAACAAUGGAGUCCAUGUAAACACUGUGACAUGCAGUGACAGAAUCAAAUACUUGGAAGGAACCAAAGUUUUGAAGGAACUUCCAGAAUAGUCAUCUGCACACAGCCAGACGUAAAUGGACAGCAGUGUAACCCCUAAGGACUUGCCUGGCUGUCCCACCGUGGAGGUAGUUGGAGCUACUCUUUACCCCCAGGUGGCAGGCUAUAAAGCAGGAAAGGUAGAUAAGGCCUUAUAAGGCCUCAUUCCACACCCUAUCUAGACCCACCUCCAACUUUGUCAUAAAGCAACAGUAAAAAUAUGGAAUUUAAACCUUCUAGAGAAUAUAAAUAAAUUGUAUUUCUCCCAUCAGCCCUUUCUUACUUGUGUCAUGCAUGCAGCUCUCAAGGGAUUCUUGAAUUAGGUCUUUAACUCGACUUCCUGGUGGCUGAUGUCAGUUCCUGUGUCGCCACUAGGGCAUACUAUGCCUGCUCAUGGUAUGUGCGUGCUCCUACACAUAUACAUAUGAGGGGCACCAUCUCUGGCUUGGAAAACCAAGCCCAUUUUCUCUGGUCCAGUGUCCACUAUUGUCAUUCAGCCCUGCACUUGCAAAGGGGCAAUUUGGCUGACUGGGCCCACUGUUUCCCUUCCCACGGGAUUGACAAGCUAACAUAUGCCAUUCUCUCCCAUCCUGCCCUGCCCAGCUCUUUCAGUGCUAAAAUUAGUCAAAGUUAGGUCAUUUGGAUUGUAGUAAGGGCUUCACCCCUAUGUGCCAGAGAGAUGAGGACCUCAGAGUUGUUCUUGACUUGAUUGACCUAUAUCAGUUCAUUUUAAAAGGUACAAUUCAAAUGUUCAUAAGGCAGUUGAGGAAUCACAGUGUUGCAAAACAAACUCUCACUUGGAACCACAGUGACUGCUCACCUUUAUAAGCUGCCCACAAGACACAAUUCAAAGUAAGGCCCCGUUGCCACAGGAUUUCUCUGCUUCAGUCUCUGCUAUGUUUGAUAGCAUACUUCCAGUCUCCCACAGCUUUGGCCUGCCUCAGGGCUGAAGACUUCCAUUUAUGUGGUACUCUUUGAAGGGCUUCAUAUGAGGAUUCUUCUUAGGGUUCACUGUUUGCAGAUAGCAGACCCUAUGUCUCUUCACAUCAAGAUACCCAGAGCUUGCCAGGAACAUAUUUGGUGGUGUCUUCAUUUGCCAAAACUAACCAAUGGGAUCCUCCUUUUUCUUUCCUACAAAAUUGGAAGCUGUCACCACAGACGUUUCUGCCCUAGGGUGGAGGGGGGUAUCGUUAAGGGCAUACUGCUCAUGGUGUGUGUUCACAACCAUAGGCCAUUCUGGAGGGUAGUUAUUUUCACCUUCUGGAUCUUUCAGCACUCCUUAACCAAAGAUUUGGGUGGGUUUGGCAUAAUGGUUAAGGUAUUCACCUUAUAGACACAAGAUACAGGGUUUCACUCUGACCUUGGAUUAUUGGACAGGCAUAAAAUGGCCCUGCAGGGCAGUUAGCCUAGUAUUUAUCUAUGAACCUAUGUGACAGCCAUCCUUACAAGCUACCAUAGUGUCUGUCAACAAGCAAAGAAAGGAGCAAUUCACUGUUACCUCUUUGGUGGGAAGUGAGGGUUACAGAAUGGGCUAUAUUAGCCAACCACAUUCUGAUAUCAAAUAAAAUUCCCUGUGAAGCCAACUGACUAGCAGAUAGGCUGUUGCCUUCUUUUGCCACAAGAGUGGUCCAUCAGCCCAACUUUAGUGAGGAUUUUGUUCAUCACCAACAGUAGCCCUGCUGCAAUGUAUCUGCAUCCCCAAACACUGAAUGUAGCAAAUUCUUUUCUCUGAUCCCGGUUCCAGGCAGGGGCGGGGAUUUUUCACAGAUGGUGUCAUCAUAAAUGGCCUCAGAUCUCCUUUAUGCUUCCCCAUUUCUUCUGAUUAGAGGUUCAUUCAGAAAGCCAAGCAGCAGAUGUCCAAGGUCAUUCUCAUAGCCCCAUUUAACCUGCAACAAGUGUGGUUCUCAUUUGUCAUGCCUCAGUUAAAGGACAGGCCUCUCCACCUUGUGCUCUUCAGGACCUUAUAGACCCAUCCUUCCAGAAAGACAUAUCCGUAUCUAUUACUUGCAAUAAACUGCAUGGCAACUCUAGAUUGUCUACUGGCCAAAGAUCCAGGAUAAUCCAGCUCCCUUUAUUUAUUCAAAGGCCCAGUACUAGCCGUACACAGAAAGGUAAAUGGAGAAGUGUGUCUGUAAAGGGCUUGAUCCCUUUACGGUCCCUGUUACAUUCCUUCUCAGUUGUUUGUCUCAUAUGUGUGCUACAACUCUCAGCUAUUCAUCCAUCAGCUUUACCUUGCUUCUACUUCCAUGAAAUUUGCAAAACUUUUUUUAAAGGACACAUUCCUUAUCACUCACAUCCCCACUUAAGGUACUUGUUCCUCCAGGGAACCUUUAUAUUCUGUUAGAAGAAUUGACUCUUCCUGUGUAUGAACCAACUUCUGCAGCAGAUUUGAACUACUUAUCAUGGAAAAUGAUUUUUCUUGUAGGUUACGUCAUCAAGAAUUUUAGAUUAAAACUUAAUUAUUCAUCAUCCUUAUUUGAUCUUUUUGUCUUACAUAAGGGCAAGAUUUCUUUGCACACAAAAUCAUCUUUCAUACUUGAAGUGCUCACUGAAAUGAACCUUAAUAAGACUAUCCAUUUUUUUUUUUCAAAUUAUUCUUGUAGAGGUCAAAUUAUGAACUGCACAGAGGUUCAUAGACAGAUUUUAUGGGGACAGAACAAACUCCUUAAGGAAAGAUGCUUGUUAUUAUCAAAUGUUUCUGAGGCAAAGUGAUUAACAGAUGCAUUAAACUCUGCUAUUAAAAUAUAAUGCGUAGCCAGCUCUGUGGAAUACAGGGAUAACCCGUAAGUAAAACCCACAUUUGACUAGUAACAUGGACACUGGAAACAGACGAGAUGUAGUGUGUGACAGCAGCUGACAUCCUAGCAGGACAGAGAGAGAGGUUGUUUCUUAGUGGCUGAUCAACACCAUGCAAGUAGAGACUUAGGAGUUGGUGUAAUGGUUAAGGUGUGUACUAAACAUGCACAAGGUACAAGGUUUGAUUCUCACCUUUGAGAGGGCAAUUGGCUAGGCUUAAAAUGACCCACAAGGGCAGCUAGCCUAGUACUUAACUAUUAGACUUACAUAACACAGAAAUUGCCAUGACUGGGGAUGUGAGCUUGUCAUUUCAAACCAGUGACUGUAGCCCUUAGUGUUUGUGGGUGAAAGCAUGUACAUGCAGGGAGGGGAGUAGAAUGUCCCAUAGUGACAUGGGUGCUCUGAACUGCCACAUGGGAUGGGGCUGAGGCUUCAUUAGAAAUGUUCUUAUUGGCAUGCUGCCAGAAGGGGCAGAAUGACCUCUACUGCUGCUUAGUAGAUGGGCCCUCUGGUCAGUUCUCCUCCAUGCAGGUGAUAGUAAAUGAACAGACUGAAGACCAACAGGGGUAGACUUGAUGGUCAGCAUGCAUGGAGGUAAAAAUUUCCUAAGAAAAAAAUUAUAUGCGAUUAUAUCUUGCCUUAUAACACUACAGCACAUUUACCAGAGCAGCAGCAGCAGCUACUUUUCAGGCUCUUCUUACAUAAAUGCAGCCUUGGAUGAUGUUUGUGCUGCACAUGGUUUUCAUGGAGUACCUUUGCAAAAUGCUAUAAAAGGUGGACAUAAUCUCUAGGUCCCAGUCUUUGUUUGGGGUCACAAUAACAAGGGCUUGCUCUGAUAAAGGAUAUUGCCAAGGAGGAUGGGAUUUUGCUUUGCUGUUACUAAGUAAGGAUCUCCACAUACUAUACACAGAAAUUAUGUACUUACCACAAUGACAGAUCUGCACAAGCACAUCUCUUUUCAGUAACAUAUUUGCCCACCUCGUCCUCCUCUUGCUGAUUCUAUCCAGAGGUCACUUUUGAAGUUGUCUCCUUUACCUAGCAUACCAGAGAUCUGCAGAGGAAGAUCCUUAUAUUAAAAUAAGGUAGGGUAAUAGCCAGGGAAAUUUUACAUACCAAGCUGCGACAGUCUUGCUGUUGCCAAAGAUGGACCUGCUGAUUAGGACUUAUCUUUAAGGUAAAUACAUUGCUUUCACUUCUUCAAUCUAGCAGUGGUAUUCUUAGUGUGCUGAUGUUGCCAUUGCAUCUUCAACAUUCAUGUAAAUAGAUAUGGUAUCCGUAGACCACACCUCACCAUAGCAUCUCUUUGAGGCAUACACACACACACACACACACACACACACACAAACACACACACACAUGCACCCUGCCAAGGUACAUUUCAUGCAUACAGCUGGCCUUGGUAUGCAUACAGUUCAUACCUAGCUGCAGUUUUGCUUUCUCAAAGUUCUGCACAUUUGUCAUACUGUUGUGUGUGUUUUCAUG
Messenger RNA from Protopterus annectens (West African lungfish), 9688 nucleotides. RefSeq names its product solute carrier family 49 member 3 (gene SLC49A3). The transcript is spliced from 10 exons. Gene Ontology annotation, biological process: transmembrane transport. Bases 349 to 1833 code for a protein of 494 amino acids. Gene Ontology annotation, molecular function: transmembrane transporter activity. NCBI's taxonomy places the organism in Eukaryota, Metazoa, Chordata, Ceratodontiformes, Protopteridae. Gene Ontology annotation, cellular component: membrane. The record is from RefSeq and is a predicted model, not a curated record.